Chaetomium strumarium is the source of this 1671-nucleotide messenger RNA. RefSeq lists its product as uncharacterized. The coding region runs from base 116 to 1540 and encodes 474 amino acids. The transcript has a single exon. The record is from RefSeq and is a predicted model, not a curated record. Gene Ontology annotation, molecular function: RNA binding. Gene Ontology annotation, cellular component: nucleolus. NCBI's taxonomy places the organism in Eukaryota, Fungi, Ascomycota, Sordariomycetes, Sordariales, Chaetomiaceae.
GUUGGUGAAAAAAAAUAGGGUACCUCGUAGAUGCGUAGACAUCGGAUGCUUGGAAUUCACGUCUGAAGCUUAGUCUCGCCAUACCAGCGUCCAUAAUAAAGCUAGCUCAGAGACCAUGGCAACAAAAACCCUGGAAGCAACCGCUCCCGAAGAGCAACAAACCGCCUCUUCCACCAAGAAGCGCAAGUCUGCUCUCACCGAAAUCGAGGUCGAUCUCUCGCUCCCGGAACCACCUUCCAAGAAGGCGCGCCGCGCCCUCAAGAAGGGCAAGACACUGCCCGCAAAGCCAUCGUCAAGCGAUGAUGAGGACAACGAGAAUACUGCCGCGGACGGCAAAGCUGAGGGAGGCAAGGACGGCAAGAAGAAAACGAAGAAGGAGCGCUCACCGUACGGCGUCUGGAUCGGCAAUCUCCCCUUCACUACCACCAAGGCCGACCUGCGCAAAUGGCUGGUCGACAAUUCGGGCGGAUCCAUUACCGAAGAGUCCAUUACGCGCAUACACAUGCCGACGACGAAGAAGCCCGUGGUAGGAGCCGGGCCGAAGAAAACGGCAUCCGAGAACAGGGGCUUCGCCUACGUCGACUUCGCAUCGUUCGACGCCAACGUCGCAGCCAUAGCGCUCUCCGAGACCGAACUUAACGGGCGCAAGCUGCUGAUCAAAGACAGCAAGAGCUUCGAGGGUCGGCCGAAGAAGGAGGAGUCCGCAGCCGCAGCUGACGCGGCGGAGGCCAAGGCCGCGUCAUCAUUAGAGACCAAGGGCCCCUUCAGCGGCAGCACCAAGAUAUUCGUGGGCAACCUGUCGUUCAACACGACCGAGGACGACCUGCACGCACACUUUGAGAAGUGCGGCAAAAUCCGGUGGGUCAAGGUGGCCACGUUCGAGGACUCCGGAAAAUGCAAGGGAUACGGCUGGGUCAACUUCGAGGAGCCCGAGGCAGCAUCGUGGGCGGUGAAGGGGUUCGUCAAGGUGCGCGAGACGGUCGAGACGUUGGAGGAUUUCAUGGACGAAGACCAGAAGCCCGCAGAGACGGAGGCGGAGGCGGAGGGUGACGGCGACGCGGCCAACGACUCAGGGGAAGAAAAGGCGAAGGAAGAGUCUGAUUCUGACUCCGACGCCGAGUCCAAUUCCAACUCAGACCAAGAAGCAGAGAAGAAGCCAACGCAACCCAAACCCAAAAAGACCACCACUACCACCCCGAAGAAGGAGCCACCCCGAACCCGCACGCGCAAAUGGUGGGUCAACCAGCUGCUAGGCCGCAACCUUAAGAUCGAGCUGGCCGAGGAUGACCAGACCCGCUACCACAAGCGGUUUGGCAAGGGCGCCAAGAAGCACCAGGAGCAACAGCAACAGUCCAGAACCAAGAGGGAGCAAGAGAACGGAGAGCAAGCCAGCGGCGCGGGGGGCGCGGGGGACAACAGCUACAAGAAGGAAAGGAAGAAGGAAGUCAAGAAAGAGGCCAACUACCAGACGGAUAUCAGCGUCGCUCGGCUGACGGGUGCGGCGGUUGCGCCGCAGGGCAAGAAGAUUACUUUUGACUGAGUGUGAAUACAGAGAUACCCUAGCUUGUGGGUGGUGGCGAGCUGGGGUUGAAGCUCCCGUCGGUUCAGGGGGAAGGCAUGUUGAAAUUGCUGACUGGAAGUCCAUGUCUGCCAACAUAUCAUCGAUAUUUC